UUUGGGAACAAUAUUUUGCGUGCGGGAACUAAAAAAAUAAUAUUUACGAGUUGAGAUUUUCUCCCUGGUUUUGGAAUUUUUUGUUCUCAAUUAUCGGUCGUUUUGACUAACGAAAAGUUCGAUCUUUUACGAUAUGGUUCGAAUAUUAGCAAACGGCGAUGUCGUUCAAGACGAUGAUCCACGUCUGCAACAGAGGACAAACACCGGCACCAGAUAUGGUACAAUUAACUCCCAGGACAGUGGUUAUGAUGAACAACAAUCCGCUGGAGGUGCUGGCGACGCAAUGCCGUACCAUGGAGGGCAAGCUCGCUACCAAGAAGGCCCAACUUUAUUUGACACCUGGAACCAAAAACUAAUAGACAUUGGAAUUCCUCGUUGGAAUAUUGGAAACAACACUAUCGAGCCGCUUAUGACUGUAAUGUUCCUGCUUGUGAUGUUGAUAUUUGGGCUCCCCGGACUUAUGUUUCUUGGACUUUUGUAUCUUAUAAUAAGGAUAAGUAACAGAAAUAAUACAAUGCCUAAUAAUAGAGGAGAUGGGAGACCAGCCUUCAGAAGACCUAACCCCGGACUUAGUGGUAGAAGGCUAGGUGGCCUACAUUGAAGCUUUUUCAAUCAAAUCUAUAUUAUAAUUAUGUAUAAAGACAUUGUAUAGAAGCAAUGUAGAGAUCCAACCCAAAUAGUUUAUAUUUUGAAAAAAAGUAUUUUCAAGCAUGAA
This is a messenger RNA of Styela clava, 715 nucleotides long. Its product is annotated as protein FAM241B-like. Gene Ontology annotation, cellular component: intracellular membrane-bounded organelle. The record is from RefSeq and is a predicted model, not a curated record. Lineage: Eukaryota; Metazoa; Chordata; Ascidiacea; Stolidobranchia; Styelidae.